GUGUCCUCAAUGGUGAGGAACUCGUCCGGUGCCUGAUAGGUGAAUUAGCAAUUAGCAACACCCGGAGGACGACCAUCUGUUGUCCAGUGCUGCAGAAGGUGACGGUAACCGGCAGCCCACUGCUCGUGGACGGUUGGGGGGACGGUGUACACGGGGUUCUCGGCGUCCAGGCGACAUCUUCCUGGUGAACCACUGCUUCUUCGACAGCGACCCGGCGGCCAUUGGUGGUUCUGGCCACGUCGAUCGGCCGUCCGCUCGCCCGUCGUGACCUUUGGGCUGAGCACAGCCAGGGCCGCAUCUCCUUCUGGUACAACAGCCACGGCCAGUCCCGGCCACAACAACCGGGGAGUGAUCGUCAUAUGGACGCCGCCGUGCACAACGUGGAGGCGGCCAUCGAGAUCCCGCUCCUCAUCCAGGUCAUUCCCGGCCGCUGGAACUACGUCCACCAGACCGCCAUCAUCCCCAAGGGCGUCCACUACGCCGUGGUCUUCACCACGCAGACACGCUGCGAAUUCUUUUUAUGACUGUCGAUGAAAUCCUUAUGGAGAAAAGCUCGUUAAGAAAAACCAAGAAACAUUCGUUAUCCAUUAUUUGGCACAUCGACAACGUCAGUUAUCCGUCAAUAGAUGCAGGGUUUGUGUCUGAAUGAGCCCUUCCAAGUGGGUGAAUGAAAUUGAAUUUCCGUGGGGUGGACGCGUGAAGAAUGCAUGUGUCCCGCAUGUAGCUGGAAUUCGAAGGAAUAUUCGCCGCGCGUGAUUUCGUUACUGGUUUGGAUGCGUUCCCUCUGGCGGAGAUCGGACCCGUGGUGAGUUGUCUGGAAUUAACGACACCGCGACCGCCUGUUUCCGUUACCACGACGGGACCGGCCACCCUCCUUACGGUGCCCACGACGCUACCAGAUUAUUAUCGCUCCUUAAAAAAGGCCUACGAUAUACGGUGCGAUAUACGGUAGGCUCCUAAACGUCACAACGGAGUACCCUUACCGGACCGUCAUACGAUAAGUGUGACGGUAAGUGAUGAUCCUAUCGUUAUUCUGGUGUGGGCGUACCGUUGCUUUUUGCGAAGUAGCAACCGCCACCUUUGGCAUGUACUUGGAUAUCAGUUCCGCUCGAUCCAAUGAAUUCUUGAAUUCUGAUUGGUUGUUCGUAUCUCUUUAUGCUUUUUGCUGAUUAAAAAACUGCAUGCAGCAAGAAAAAAGGGAAAGUUUUUUAUCUCUUUUGGAUAUUUUUGAGGUUUUUUGCAGUUUACUGUAAGUGUAGUCACGUUCUUUUGUUACUGGAAAUGGAGGCUCCGACACCACCAACGUCUGAAGCAGGCCUUGAUAUUCCUAAUGUUCGAGUGCUAAAAUGUCGAUUUAACGCCACUUCUGAUCUCGUUCUCCUGGACCUCGUCAAGCAUUACAAUCCCUAUGUCGCGGACAAUAAAAGUGCUGCUUGGAAAGAUAUCGUGAGAGCUUUGAAUGACACUAAGAUUUUUGUGAAACCUGUGACGGAAAGAGCUGCUAAGGAUCGGCUUGCAAAUUUGGUCACCUGGUUCAAAGCAAAAGAUUUGCGAAAUAAAAGCCGCAGUGGUACCGAGGAGCAAUAUGGACGCAUGGAAAUCUUCCUCACCGAGAUAUGUGAACUUAUAAAGGGAUCCGAGGAUGCGGAGGCGGAAAAGAAACGCGCAGCUACUCAAGCACAGAAAGAGCGCCAAGAAAUCUCCAACAUUAUGAAAACUGCUGGCGAACACGGCCGCAAAAUUCCAAACGAUGAGGAAGACCACCUGAAUUUGGCAACAUCAGCGGCUUCUUCGCGGGAUUUAAACAAGGAGGAAUGGAUGCAGGAGACGGGCUGUGGCGAGCAAGAUUGGGUCGAAGAACUGAAGACUCGAGAGGUCCUAAAACAUUCGGCAAAGCGUAUGAAAAUUUCCCCGCGAAAAUUUAAGUUUGUUGGAUGUCCCAAAAAACCGCUGGAGAAAAAGCUCCGCACGUCGCGCUCAAAUGCGGCAAAAGCCCAGAAUGUUGAUGUUGAAGAGAAGUGGCUCGACAACUUUAAGGAGUCAGACAAUAAGCGCCUGGAGUUCGAAAAAUCAAAAGCCGCUGAAGAAAUGGCCGCUAAAAUGAAACUGGCCGAAGAUGCUAAAGAAGUGCGCUUAAAGGAACUAGAAGUGGAGAAAUUACGUCUUCAGGUCGACCUGAAAAAAAUUGAAAACGAAAAAAAUCAGGAAAAAUAUUAUGGCUUGUAGAUUUUUUUAAUCUCGCAAAUACUCUUCGAGAAAUGGUGGUUCUAAAUUAAAAUACUGGCUA
Paramacrobiotus metropolitanus is the source of this 2287-nucleotide messenger RNA. Its product is annotated as citron Rho-interacting kinase-like. Bases 1282 to 2226 code for a protein of 314 amino acids. The transcript is spliced from 4 exons. The record is from RefSeq and is a predicted model, not a curated record. NCBI's taxonomy places the organism in Eukaryota, Metazoa, Tardigrada, Eutardigrada, Parachela, Macrobiotidae.